Dovyalis caffra is the source of this 402-nucleotide messenger RNA. The record is from the annotation of a GenBank genome assembly. Lineage: Eukaryota; Viridiplantae; Streptophyta; Magnoliopsida; Malpighiales; Salicaceae.
AUGUUUGCUUUUGUUUUAUUAUGUUCUGCUCUUGGGAAAGAUGACAGUAAGAACAAGCAUGAAGAUUUGCGAUAUCCAUUGGUGCCUGGACAUGAGAUUGUUGGAAUUGUAAAAGAUGUUGCAUUGGUUCCAAUCUUAGCGACCGACAUCAAGGCUGAUGACCAUAUUGGAAGCCAAGUUCUGCCUGCUUCAAUCAUUUUACCAACAGCUCCUUCGAUGCCUAGUGGUUUUCCAAAUGGGCAAUCCCUUUCUGGGCAUCGGAGAACAAGUCCUUUGGGAGCUAACAGCGGAAAUGCCGAAGAUGAUAAUGUAAUGCAUGCUCUUAGUCUGUUUCAGGAAAUUGAGCCAACUUUUACUGAAUUGUUGGUGUCAAAUCUACAGAUACUGCUUUCAAAUACCUGA